Messenger RNA from Oryza brachyantha (malo sina), 1301 nucleotides. Its product is annotated as 1-aminocyclopropane-1-carboxylate oxidase. The coding region runs from base 49 to 1026 and encodes 325 amino acids. The transcript has 3 exons. Lineage: Eukaryota; Viridiplantae; Streptophyta; Magnoliopsida; Poales; Poaceae. The record is from RefSeq and is a predicted model, not a curated record.
ACACACAGACACACUCAGCUUAAGCUAGAGAUCCAGAGAGCGAGAGAGAUGGCUACUGGCGCUUCCUUCCCGGUGAUCAACAUGGAGAAGCUGGAGACCGAGGAGAGGGGUGCGGCCAUGGAGAUCAUCCGCGAUGCCUGCGAGAACUGGGGCUUCUUCGAGAUGUUGAACCAUGGCAUCUCGCACGAGCUGAUGGACGAGGUGGAGCGGGUGACCAAGGCGCACUACGCCAACUGCCGGGAGGAGAAGUUCAAGGAGUUCGCGCGGCGGACGCUGGAGGCCGGCGAGAAGGGCGCCGACGUGAAGGACGUCGACUGGGAGAGCACCUUCUUCGUCCGCCACCUCCCCGUCUCCAACCUCGUCGACCUCCCCGACGUCGACGACCACUACAGGCAAGUGAUGAAGGAGUUUGCGUCGGAGAUAGAGAAGCUGUCGGAGAGGGUGCUGGACCUGCUGUGUGAGAACCUGGGCCUGGAGAAGGGGUACCUGAAGAAGGCCUUCGCCGGGUCGAACGGCCCAACGUUCGGCACCAAGGUGAGCAGCUACCCGCCGUGCCCGCGUCCGGACCUCGUCGACGGCCUCCGCGCCCACACCGACGCCGGCGGCAUCAUCCUGCUGUUCCAGGACGACCAGGUGAGCGGCCUCCAGCUGCUCAAGGACGGGGGGUGGGUGGACGUGCCGCCCAUGCGCCACGCCAUCGUCGCCAACAUCGGCGACCAGCUCGAGGUGAUCACCAACGGCAGGUACAAGAGCGUCAUGCACCGCGUCCUCACGCGCCCCGACGGCAACCGCAUGUCCAUCGCCUCCUUCUACAACCCCGGCGCCGACGCCGUCAUCUUCCCGGCGCCCGCGCUCGUCGCCGGCGCCGAGGAGGAGCGCGCCGACGCGGCGUCCUACCCGAGGUUCGUGUUCGAGGACUACAUGAACCUGUACGUGCGCCACAAGUUCGAGGCCAAGGAGCCCCGCUUCGAGGCCAUGAAGUCCUCCGCUGAGGUCGUCCACGCGGCGCCCAUCGCCACAGCUUGAGAGUGAUCGGACGUAUGUCCUAGCCGCACGUGCCAUGAUCCAGACAUACGGGUUAAGUACGGUAGUGUACUUGAUGGUGUCCACGCCGGUGCGUGUUUGCCUGUUUAAUGUUUGUACGUGCUAGAAGACUACUAGUUUGUGUACGGAAUCUGGGUGUAAGUAUCGUGUCAAGUACUCAAGUGUGUGUAAUGUUGACGUAAGAAAGGUGUGUAAUGAGCCCUGUACUCGUAUUUUCUGUGCUUCAGCGGGUACCAAGUUAUAUGGGCCUUGUGCUA